Messenger RNA from Cornus florida, 2393 nucleotides. Its product is annotated as very-long-chain aldehyde decarbonylase CER3-like. The transcript is spliced from 11 exons. The coding region runs from base 483 to 2378 and encodes 631 amino acids. The record is from RefSeq and is a predicted model, not a curated record. Lineage: Eukaryota; Viridiplantae; Streptophyta; Magnoliopsida; Cornales; Cornaceae. Gene Ontology annotation, biological process: lipid biosynthetic process. Gene Ontology annotation, molecular function: iron ion binding; oxidoreductase activity.
UGGUACUUAGCUGAGUUUAGUAAGCCAGAGAAAAGCCUCGACUAGAAGCAAUGAAACACACCCCUAACUAGAACCAACCGCAUUAAUACUCCCAACAUAACUUAGAAUCCAAAACACACACACACUCUCUCUCUCACCAUCUCUCUCUUUCACAAGAAUUAUGGAAAUGCCACCAGCACAGCUGUACCAUUGUGUUUGAAUUAAACACGAUUUUGGUUGAGAUUGGAGGAUUGUCAAUUCAAGACAUAACUCCAAAACCAGAAACCAAAAAAAAAAUCACUGAUGGAUAAGUAUAACUGUGGCCUACGAAUAUUUUGAACUGUUUUUUUAGAUAUAUUGGUACAUAUAUCUUUGUAUAUAUAAUUGGAGGUCUAUAGGGUGGAAGAGUGAAUAUCAUUAGAGAAGAAAGGAAAAAAGGCUUUAGAUCCAUCAAAACAGAAGACUCCCUUGUCCUUCUUUGCUCAUAUUUCCUAAUUUCUCUCAUGGAGAGACAAAUUCACGGAAUGGUUGAAAAGAAAACAAGUGAAGAUGAAAGAAUUUGUUUUCCAGGGAAAAUGGGUGCUCCCUUGUUUGGUUGGCCUUGGGACAAUUUGGGUUCUUACAAGUAUUUGUUAUAUGGACCAUUUAUUGCAAAACUACUAAAUUCAAGGAUUUGGGAGGACACCCACAAGGAUGAUAGUUGGUGUCUGCAUGUUCUCAUCAUAUGUGCACUCAGAGGCCUUGUUCAUCAGCUAUGGAGCUCUUAUCACCAUAUGCUUUUCCUCAACCGCAAUCGUCGUGUGUCUCAAUCCGGCAUAGAUUUCAAGCAAAUCGACCGGGAAUGGAACUGGGACAAUUUCAUAAUCCUUCAAGCUUUUGUGGCUACAAUGGCCUAUUUUAGCUUCCCUUCCCUAGCUAAUCUCCCUAUGUGGAACACAAAGGGGAUUAUAUGCUGUCUAAUAUUGCACGUGGUACUCUCAGAGCCACUAUAUUAUUGGAUACACAGAAUUUUGCAUACUCAGUAUCUUUAUAAACAUUACCAUUGGCUACACCAUGCCUCUAAGGUCACACAUCCCUUUACAGCUGGGCAUGCAACAUUUUUGGAACAUUUAAUACUCUCUGCAAUUGUAGUUGUGCCUACCCUUGGGACCACCUUGAUUGGAUAUGGAUCCAUAAGCAUGUUCUACAGCUAUGUUUUGAUCUUUGAUUUUCUAAGAUGUUUGGGACACAGCAAUGUUGAAAUCAUUCCUCAUCGUCUGUUCGAAACCUUCCCAUUUCUUCGAUAUCUCAUCUAUACACCAACUUACCACAGCUUACACCACAUGAAUAUGGGUACCAAUCUCUGCCUUUUUAUGCCUCUCUAUGAUGCACUGGGGAAGACGGUGAACAACCGCUCUUGGGACCUUCACAAAGAAAUAAGUUCAGCUGCCAGCAAAAAUGGAAGAGCACCCGAUUUUGUGUUCCUUGCACAUGUUGUGGACGUAAUGCAAGCGAUGCAUGUUCCCUUCUUGUUUCGAUCAUUUAGUUCCAUGCCAUUCACGACAGCGCUCUUCUUAUUUCCGAUGUGGCCUUUCACUUUCUUGGUGAUGCUCGUCAUGUGGGCGAAGUCCAAGACUUUCUUGAUCACUUUUUUCAAUCUUAGAGGAAGGCUGUACCAGACAUGGACUGUUCCCAGGUUUGGCUUUCAGUUUUUCUUGCCAUUUGCAAUGGAAGGCAUUAAUAAGCAAAUUGAAGAAGCAAUCAUCAAGGCAGAUAGAAUUGGUGUUAAGGUCCUAAGCCUUGCUGCAUUGAAUAAGAAUGAAGGUCUAAAUGGAGGUGGAACGCUAUAUGUUAACAAGCAUCCCAACCUUAGAGUCCGAGUGGUCCAUGGAAACACACUGACUGCUGCUGUGAUUCUUAAUGAGAUUCCUCGAGAUGUAGAAGAGGUCUUCUUGGCCGGAGCUACUUCGAAGCUCGGAAGGGCCAUUGCCCUCUACCUAGCUGGUCGAAGGGUCAGGGUCCUGAUGUUAACACAAUCAACCGAACGAUUCAUGAGUAUUCAAAAAGAAGCCCCAUUGGAUUGCCAAAAGUUUCUAGUUCACGUGACAAAGUAUCAAUCAGCUAAACACUGUAAGACAUGGAUUAUUGGUAGAUGGACUACACCACUUGACCAAAAUUGGGCUCCACCAGGAACACACUUCCAUCAGUUUGUGGUUCCACCUAUCAUUAGCUUCCGGGGAGACUGCACGUAUGGUAAGCUCGCCGCCAUGAAACUCCCUGAGGAUGUCGAGGGGCUAGGAUCAUGUGAGUUCAUGCGUGUCACGCGGGUGGAGUUGUUCAUCUUCUUGAAGGCUGGACACACCAUGAGGUUGGGGCUAUUGAUGUUGACCAGAUUGAUGUUGUGUGGAAAGCUGCAUUAAAGCAUGGUUUCAAGC